Molecule: messenger RNA, 1487 nt
Organism: Fimicolochytrium jonesii
Lineage: Eukaryota; Fungi; Chytridiomycota; Chytridiomycetes; Spizellomycetales; Powellomycetaceae
Exons: 8
Coding region: 109-1260 (383 amino acids)
Source: RefSeq, a predicted model, not a curated record
CCCCCUUCCCCGCCACUGUCAUUUCUCGAGAGCUCUCCGCAGAUCCCCAAAAACGCUCUAAAAAAGCUUUCGAAAGUUCAAUUUGAUGCCGGAGAACCCGUGGACUCCAUGACUUCGCCUCCAUUGUCACUCCUAGCAAGCAUUCUUGAUGGUCCAAAUGCCACCGAACUCCGACGGCUCUUGAGCGAGGUGCUCAUCACCGAUAUCGAAGAUCUAGAGGCCGAAAGCGCAACUUUGUAUGAGAUUUCGCGGGAAUACAGAACAGAGAAUGAGCAAUAUCUUUCUGAAAGGUUGCGCGCACCCGUGCUACGGUCUUCCGACUUCCAUCAAUCGGCGUUGAUAGACGAACUUUUGGCCAUACUGAAAGAAUUAAGGAUUAAUUCCAUACGAGAUGUGGACGACAUGCGCCAUUUAUUUGAGCACCCUGAUGACCUGGUCAGAGUGAAACAAAUCCUUUGCAAUCAACCGGCCAUUCUCAACAUCGCCCGCCGGCGUAGUUCUCCUCGUCAAUCAGCAGCCCUGUCAAAGGACCUCCGUUCGCUACACCUCCUUUCCUCGUCAGCGUUGCAGUCAGAGGACGGUCGUGGGCUCCUCAGGAAAAUGCAGAAAGCUCUCCUGGAGGAGAAGGGGGCUUUGCAAGAAUACGUGGAGGCCUUGAGAGAGAAUUUGGAUGCACAGCGGGACGUCAGGGUUGAAGCGGAAAGGAUGCAUGCAACAGCGCCAGUUUCUGUCGGUGAUUUGCAGGGAAUCCUUGGACGAAUAAAGAUUGAGUUAAAAGAGCAAUCACAGCGUGCCGCGGCAGAUGCCAUAGGUCGCAAUGCAGCUAAGGGAACAAAGCCUUUACGAGUAAAUGGCGCACCACUGGCGGCAAUCGAAAGACGUAGAAACGGAACUAAGUCCGCGGACGAGCUACAAAGCAUGUUUGCGGAAUUCAAUCUUCUCGACGCCUCCUCACCCUCCAUCGUCCGGCCGUCCACCACCACAUUCUCGAGCCCCGUCCCGCCUCCCAUCAUCAAAUCCUCGCGCCCCCGUUCCCAAUCCCGCCUCGUGAGAUUACCGCUUCCGGCUCAGCGAGAUACUAUCCCUUCCCCGCGGCCUCCUUCGGUGCCUGGUCACACCGACGGUCCAGCGCGACCGCGCAAUGUUCGCCUGCGGCGGGUAAUGCGGCGCGAUGAGCAGGCAAAUGAUGAUCCGGGAAGUCUGGGACAGGACCCCGGCCAUCUUCUCGCAAGAGACGCUCUGCCCCUUUUGCUGCUCUAAAAGGGUCGGGCAGUAGACAAAGGCAUGCAAGGGUGUUCAUGGCAUUUUGUGAACGCCGCAGAUUGUACCCAGUUGUAUAUACAUUGUCCAUUCAUAUCAUCGAGAAUCCAUCUCGCUUUCAUCUGAAAGGAGGCAUAGUUGAGGAUCCAUCAUUCCUAGCGUCUAGGGCAGUCUCCGCGAAAUAGCGAUGGAGCGUCGGGAUGUGGGCAGAUUCAGCCAGAACGCGU